UGCACGGGGUGAUUUCACACAGAGUCGGACGGACCGGCAAACGAAGCUGCCAAGGAACGGCACAUCAAUUAUUCAGAUAUGAAAAUUUAUUGGAGAGAAUAGGGAAGGAAUGGGAACGAGGAGAUUGGCAGAGAGACUGGGUGAAGUUAAGGACGCCACGAGAUUGGAAAAAAAGGAGAUCAUUCAUCAUGAAAGUCAAAAUACAUGGAAAAUCAGGAUCAGAUACUGAAGCCUCAUCUCAUGAGUCCGAGGCUGAGGUGUCUGAUACUGAAGUAUCAUCAACUCAUACAGUCAUACCAUCAUCUGAUUCAUUAUCACUCACCGCAUCAACAUCCACCGCUGAAUUACCCCCUGUUACCGAGAAGACAACACCAACUUCGUCACCGGCUGCACCUGUAAUUACAACAACCGUCGCAGCAUCACCAACAUGGUCUACUGCGUCAGCGACAUCGACUGGACCCCAAUUUGCGUUGCUGCCAUGGCAAACUACGACUGGCCUCGACUUUGGUCGUCCAUCAUCCGCACUCUACGUGUCGAGUCCAACAGCCACACCAACUUCAGCAAUCUUCGAGACUUUAACUAAAUUCAUGAAGGAUGAAUUUAGUAAGCUCCACGCUCGCAUUGACCGGGCCAUAAGUCACCGUUCUGCUUUCACGUCAAUAUCAUCUGGGACAUCAAGAUUCAACAUCCAGUGGAUGGAACGCAUCGACGAGAAGCUAGAAGACCUGCAAAUCGUCAUUCAAACCAACACUGACUAA
Molecule: messenger RNA, 758 nt
Organism: Microplitis demolitor
Lineage: Eukaryota; Metazoa; Arthropoda; Insecta; Hymenoptera; Braconidae
Product: location of vulva defective 1-like
Exons: 3
Coding region: 189-758 (189 amino acids)
Source: RefSeq, a predicted model, not a curated record